AGUAGGUUUCCAUCUGAAUUGCCAACCCAAUUGAUUACUCGAAAUAUUCACCGCGGUUUUGAAGACACUCUAUUAAAUCUGUAUUGAUUCCUUUCACAAGGUAAGCUGGGUCAUUGUUCAAGCAAACGGACACCCCCCCCCCCCCCGGCAGCGAAGACUCGCGGUCCUUUCACGUGUCAACACACACAGCGAAACUGACAAACUUCCUCUCCAGGCAACACGCACAUUUAUCCUCUAGGACUCGGUAAUUUCAAAACCCAUGGAUCCUUCACCAAGCGCCAACUCCCUCCCGCCGGAAGCAAUCGCUCUCGCGGGACGAAUGUACGACGCCGCGCGGAAAGGGGACCUCGCCAUCUUCCAGCAGGCGUUGCCGGCUGGGUUGCCGGCGAAUAUGACGAAUGAGAAGGGUGAUACAUUGCUCAUGCUCGCCGCAUACCACGGGCACGCGGACCUGGUGAAGUUGCUCAUCCAGCACGGGGCCGAUGCGAAUCGGUUGAAUGAUCGGGGGCAGAGUCCGCUUGCUGGGGCGGUGUUUAAGCAAGAAGACAAAGUUAUCGAGGUUCUACUCGAGGGCGGCGCGGACCCUGAUUUUGGUGCUCCGAGCGCACUGCAGUGUGUUGCUAUGUUUAAGCAGGAGGAGAAGUGGCAGGCUGAAUUUGAAUCUGCGCCAGGUCGGGGAAAGGCUGUUCCGGAAUCAUGA
This is a messenger RNA of Colletotrichum scovillei, 700 nucleotides long. RefSeq lists its product as uncharacterized. Gene Ontology annotation, molecular function: protein binding. Bases 260 to 700 code for a protein of 146 amino acids. The transcript has 3 exons. NCBI's taxonomy places the organism in Eukaryota, Fungi, Ascomycota, Sordariomycetes, Glomerellales, Glomerellaceae. The record is from RefSeq and is a predicted model, not a curated record.